Molecule: messenger RNA, 4531 nt
Organism: Penaeus vannamei (Pacific white shrimp)
Lineage: Eukaryota; Metazoa; Arthropoda; Malacostraca; Decapoda; Penaeidae
Source: RefSeq, a predicted model, not a curated record
ACGCAACACCACAGUCAGUCACCACAACUGUUAAAGACCGCGUGCAACGAACAGCACUCAACGAAGAUGUCCUAAACGUGACUAAAACUCUGGACCAACAACGCUAUAGUGAACUUGACAUCAGCGUAGAGGAAAACACAUCAGAUGUAACCGAGGAACAAAUCCCGGAGAGUGAAGGUGAUAGUGACACAAUAGUGGAAAACACCGAGAGGAUGGUGAUAAGCGUAGUGAAAAGAGACACUGUCGCGCUGAGCCGUCGGGGGAGGGGGAGGAAGAGGGAGAGACUCUACACGGAAAUGAUCUUGCACGACUCGACGGCGUCCAGGAGAGUCAGGCACCGCAGGCACAAAAACGCACAAAUGGCAACCACCAUCGACGACCAGAAUGAGAUUCCGAACGAUCUGCUAUUUUCACAACUGGAGAAGGAAGUGCCCGACGAAGGAUACCACUGGCAGGAUUUCGUCGCACCGAGCGAAGGGACGGAUCACAAUAUCCAGACAAAAAUAUAUAUACCGCCGAUCGAAGGAACUCAUCCGGAAAACUCACCGAAACUUUCCGUUCCUACAGAUUAUGUCCCGCUUCAUCUCGAUAAUGAGCAGCUUCUCCUGACUCCCGAGCCGUCUAGCGUACUGCCGGGGAAAGGCUCGCAGACGCAGUAUCCUCUGAUCAAGAGACGGAAGCCCAAUUUCUACUCAAAACUGAGUGUAGCUGACAGAGAGACUUAUAUGAGAAAAAUGAAUUUCAAGGGGUACCAAGUCAAGAAAGAAACCCAGACUGAAAGAGCAUUGUCAACAAUACAAAGUGACACUGACGACAUACCAAAUGAUCUUGGUUUUACAGAAAGUGAUAGUUACUUUGAAAAUGACCUGAGUAACUACAUAGGCUCGCCAGUGACUGUGUCAAACGUCGUGCCUCUCACGCAGAUAGAGUCCCCGACAUUCACACCAAAUUCACAGGUUUCUAGGCCAGUGGCAACCAUAUCUACCACUGAAGCCCUGCCUAACGUACCUAUGACAACCGUACCCUCCAGCACUGCGUCAGUUACAGUGAGCGUACGAUCUUCCACAACAUUCACAGAAACUGAGACCUCCCCAACAACAUUUAUAACAGCAGUAACUUCGACCAACGCCCCAUCAACUUCAUCUUCUGAUAUGGAUGGAGUAAUCGUUGGUCCAUCGUACUCGGAAAGCACAUCCACAACCAGCACUACAACCGCUGACAUACUUGUCGUGGAUUCCAACACAACGUUAAAAACUUCAGCUCCUCGGUCCAUCACUACGACUCCUCCUCCUUCUACUUCCACAGUGGCUCCCGAAGGAAACGAAACCGGAAAUGAAUACUCAGAGGAAAACGGGGUUCCGACGGGCACGGAUGAAGCGGAGUCCGAAUCAGACGCGGACCAAAAGUCUCCGUCUGAGGAGAAAGACACGAGCUUCUUGGUCCCUGCUUUCAUACCUGCUAAGCUUCCCUUCGGCCCGUUCAUCCCUAAUCGGAAGAAGACAAAGAACACAAGAAUCAAAACAAAAAUCUGGGGAGUCAUGCCCAAAAACAAGGCGUUUGCGAUGUACCCAGACGGGAAGGAUAACGGCAAAAAGGCUGGGGACUUUAUGAUCAACGUUCUUUCUCCUCUGUUUGGGCUGGGAAACAAAAAAUCGCGGUCUAAGAAUCGAAAAAUCCUCCUGGAAUAUGACAACGAGAGGAGCCACGACGAGGAGCUUUACAACAGCAUUGGAGGCUCGUUUAUGCCGACCGUCGGCGAGGAGGUGGAGCGCCAAACCACGGCUUACCCAUACAUCCCCUUCGUGCGCCAUCAGAAGCACAGGAUGUUCACCAGCAGCAAACUCCACGGCGGAUUCGCGUUCAUCGACAGAAUGAAGGGUCGCGAGGACUCGCCACUCGUCGUCCUCAGGCCGCAGGAAGGCGAGUCUGCAACCCGCAGCCAGAACCUAGUCGUCUUGGGCCACGUGGGAGACGACACGAUAAUGGAGACACUGAGAACCUGUACACAGUACUCAAUCUUUAACUUAACCGACCACUACAAUAUAGCUGAACUCACUCGAGACUCUUCGAAUCCCGGGCGUCAGCUCAUUGUGUAUUUAAACCUAAAGAGUAUAAAUUACGAAGGAUAUAGCAUUGUCUUAGAAAGAGCGAAGAGGAUCCUGGACCAUCUGUCCUUCACCCACGGCGGGCUAACUCUGUUCAGCGUCAUACCAAACGACGAAGAUUCUAUCAACACCACACGGAGUAAAGAGGUGAAGACCUUCCUCCUGGCACUGAACGACGACGUCCUGGACUACUGCGCUCGCGAUUAUCCUUCUUGCUACGGCACGGCCAACCUGGAGCCCAUCCUGCAGAACCUGGAGCGCGGCUACCACAAGGACACCGGCUUCGACAUCUACGACGCGAGCGACCGCACCCGCGGGACCUGCGCCUCCAACGAGGUGUGCGGCACCGAGAGCCCCGCUGUCGUUACCAACCCCAGCGCGGACCUUAGCGUAGAACAAACCCUGGCGGAUCUUGGGAACGCAGUUUGCCGUUCCACCGACCACAUCAUGCUGGAACUCAUAGCCAACAUGCCCACGUACGACUUCGAUGACUAUGCGAGGGCUUUCGAGAACGUGAAGAUUGAGAGCGACAGCACGGACUAUGGAAGAGCAUGGAAGUGGAAGUACUUUGCAGACGCGUUAACGACCGUAGUAUGUCUUCUGAGUCCAGUGACAGCUGUGAAGCCUCGCAUGUGCUCCUCCUCCCGUUUCCUCGACGGCGACAAAAACAGUAAAUUGCCAUUUUAUGCAUUGCUUGUUGGAGAAAUAACGGCUUUGUUGGUCACCGCUUACCUAAAGUUACGCCAUAAGACGCUCAUAUUAAGCCCUCAGGUACGAGCACAGACGGGCUUGGUACUCCACGACAUCCUCCCAAGGGACCUCAAGCAGUACGACAAGAACCGACCGCCUAAAUACGAAGGCCACGCGACCAUUGUGUAUUUCCACGUCACCGUCCUCUCUGUGGAUUCUAUCGAUGAGGAGUCUAUGACGUACGUGGCAGACAUCUUCCUGGCGCAGAGCUGGCGUGACCAUCGCCUGCGGCUGCCGGAGAACAUGACGGAGGAAUACCGCAUCUUGGACGUGGAGUGGUUACACAACAUCUGGCGUCCUGACUGCUUCUUCAAGAACGCCAAGAAAGUAACAUUCCACGAGAUGUCGGUUCCGAACCACUACCUCUGGCUCUAUCACGACAAGACGCUACUCUACAUGGCCAAGUUAACGCUGGUGUUGUCCUGUGCCAUGAAAUUCGAAGCCUACCCGCAUGACACGCAGAUAUGUUCUAUGAUGAUCGAAAGCUUGUCGCACACAACGCACGACCUGGUAUUCAAAUGGAACGAGACGGAUCCUCUGGUCGUGAAUCCGGACAUCGAGCUGCCGCAGCUGGACAUUUCUCGCAACAACACGGAGGACUGCACCCUCACCUACUCCACAGGCAAUUUCACGUGUCUGGCCGUGGUGUUCAACCUGCGGCGUCGCCUGGGCUAUCACCUGUUCCACACCUACGUCCCCUCCGCCAUCACCGUCGUCAUGUCCUGGAUCUCCUUCUGGAUCAAGCCCGAGGCCAUCCCGGCUCGGGUCACCCUCGGCGUCACCUCGCUCCUCACGCUGGCCACGCAGAACCAGCAGUCACAGUCGUCGCUGCCUCCGGUGUCGUACAUCAAGGCCAUAGACGUGUGGAUGUCGUCUUGCACGGUGUUCGUGUUCGCGUCGUUGCUUCAGUUCGGUCUUGUGAACUAUUUCAUGGACGCCGAGCCACUCACGAAGGAUAUGACAGGGUACUCCGUCGAGGACCUCACUGAUCUGGAUGACAAGAAGUCAGAGGACGGUAGAGCGAACGGCUACUCUCGAAGUCGAAGCAGAAGUCGGAGCCGCUUGAGAUCGCAUAGUCCUGGAGUGCCGCAGUAUGUGGUCCACCGCUGCACGGGGAAAGACAUCGCGAUAUACAUUGACAAAUUCUCGCGAUUUUUCUUCCCCUUUGCCUUCUUCAUCUUAAAUGUGUCGUACUGGACCACUUACGGUACAAUGUGAGGUCCCCUUGUUAAUGUGGCCGAUGAUGGUACUGUUUUAUAACUUCUUUUUUUCCUUUGUGCGAGACUAUUUCGUGUUUGCAUAAAUAGCGUCACCGUUGAGCUGAUUCUCCAGUACUCCCAAGAUUCGCAUGUACAGAAGUAAUUUUUUGUAUUUGGCUAACUUCUGUAACAGACUUCUUCAUGCGUGUACUGAGUGCAAGUUCCAAGAAAACUUAUUUUACUGGAGGGACGCUUCGUCAGUGUCCGUACAGACUGAAAUGUAUGAAGGAACGUUUUCUAGAGGACAAUAAACUCUUUCCUCUACCGUGUAAGAUUCCAGUCAGUCGUCUCCUUGAGGCAAUGUAUUAACGAGGAAGAGGAAGAGAGUUGAUGCAUAUAUAUGGGUGACCCGCUGCACACGGUCCUCUUGUAGAAAGUGAUUAACGCAUUGUCUUUGUAUUUCCUUCAGUGUGAAUU